UAAACAUCCUAGUUGCAUGCAUGGGUCCAUCGUCGUGCAAUGGACUCGACCAAAAUAGGUAAGCUAGGUAGGGGAGUAGCGGAAGCGAGAAAUACGGGGACAAAACUCGCAUGCCUGCUAGGGACGUCUUCAAAAACCAUCAUCCCCCCCCCCCGGUGAUCGCCAUUCAAGAAAUUUAGGGAAUUACCAGUGCACCCUUCAUAUGCUAGAUAGGCUGGCCAAAGGGAAGGGGAGAAAGGAAGGACAAUCAUUUUAACCACACCAACUACCACCACCAUUAACUACUACCACCACCGCUGCAACUACUACUACCGGUACUGCUAUAGUUAACUCCGGUACUUCAACAACAGCAGUAACGCCCCCUCAAACUAUAAUUCCCCCUCCCUAUACCCCGUCUCAACCUUUUUUCAAUCCUCUCCAUUCGGACUAUUUUUAUUUUGAACAAUUGAACUUUUUUCUUUUUCUUUUGUUUGUUGUCCAACUUACUAUAACUGUGGGGGAACGAAAGAAGAGGGACUCCUGGGAUAUCGGUGAAUUUCAACCUGGACAGUCAGGCCGGUAGGAACGAACGGAUAUGGCGGGGGAGCGAACGGUUGGGGAGUUGACCACACCGUAUGGUAAUGCUGUUGGAGAUGGCUGCAGUGAAUCGAGGGCAUCGGGUGCGGGCGGAGGCGACAUCACACCUGCGAACACUUUCGAAAUGUCGCAGUACUCCCAUACGGCCUCGUUAUCAUCGUGCGCUCCGCUAUCGAAAGACCAGAAGUACAUCCGGACCGUUGCUCACGUAGACUUUACCAAGGCGUUGCUGGCACAGAAGCCGAGUCCUUGGACAAAGUCGAUGCUCAAGCUGUACUGCUAUCUGUUCGUAGCAUUCUUGAAUUCUUGCAUUAACGGGUACGAUGGAUCCAUUAUGGGGGGGAUCAAUGCUAUGUCGACAUAUCAAAGAUACUUCAACAUGAAAACAACCGGGUCAUCAACCGGCGUUGUUUUUGCGAUAUACUCCAUCGGGCAUUUCUUGGGGUGCUUCAUUUGCGGACCGUUAUCGGAUAGUUGGGGUAGACGUUGGGGAAUGUUUAGCGGGGCGCUCACGGUGAUCAUUGGAACUUGCGUGCAGGCACUUUCGACGACACACGCCUCGUUUAUGGGCGGAAGAUUUAUUUUGGGGCUUGGUGCCGCCAUAUUGACCACUGCGGGGCCGGUAUAUGUUGCUGAAAUGGCACACCCCGCUUGGAGAGGAACGAUCACUGGAUUAUAUAACACCUUCUAUUGUGUUGGUGGACUUGCGGCGACAUGGACGAUGUACCGAACCCAGUAUUGGGACUCGGAUCUUUCCUGGAGGCUCCCCAUAUGGCUACAAUCUGUGGCGUCGGGCACAGUGUUACUGCUGUGCCUUUGGUGUCCUGAAACCCCUCGUUGGCUGGUAUCAAACGACCGCAAUGAGGAAGCAAUCCGAGUCCUAGCAACCUACCAUGGUGAUGGGAACCGCAAGUCCCCCGUCGUGCUUCUCUCGUUCAAAGAAAUGUUGGAAGAGAUCGUCCUCGCGGGCUCCGACAAGCGUUGGUGGGACUACUCCGAGCUCUUCAAUUCCACAAACGCAAAGUGGCGAAUGGUGUGCGUUGCAGGAAUGGCGUUCUUCGGUCAAUGGUCCGGCAACGGCGCCGUAACCCACUUCCUCCCAGUCCUCCUCGACAACGUCGGCAUAAGAUCCGAAACAACCCAACUCUUCCACAAUGCAACCCUGACCGCCGUCUCCUUUGGCGCGGCAAUUGUCGGCUGCGUCCUCGUAGACCGCGUGGGCCGUCGGGUAGUCCUAAUGACAGGCACGGGCCUGUUCGUCGCCUGGUGGACCGUGAUCACAAUCUUGACGUCCUACUUUGGGAAGGAAUCCAACACCAACACCGCGGGCAGCACGGCUACCAUAGCUUUCAUCUACCUUUUUGGAAUCACUUACUCGGUCUCAUAUACGCCUCUGCAAGCGCUGUAUCCGGUCGAGUGUCUGAAGUACGAGACCAGAGCUAAGGGGAUGGGGGUGUUCGCUUUCUUCACCAACAUUGCUACGCUGUUCAAUUCUUAUGGGAUUUCUGUCUUCAUUGGGAAGACCAGUUGGGGUUUUUGCUUUCUUUACAUUGCUUGGGACAUCCUCGAGUUGAUUGUCAUCUAUCUUUUCUUUGUCGAGACUCGCGCGAGAACCCUCGAAGAAAUAAAUGAGAUCUUCAAGGACCCUAUGCCACGAAACAAGUCCUUACAGAAGCACUCCAUUAUCGUGACGGAGAGUGGGAUAUUGUACCAAGGAUUAAUAGGGGAUCAGCAGAACCUCGAGUCCCCACCACUACCACCUUCAGAGCAAAAAUUUUGAAAGUGUUUCGCGGAGGAAACGAGUUUACGUUUUUUUCUUCUUCUUUCUUUCCCGUUACCCUUAUCCUUAUCCUCGCUUAUUCCAAUGAGCGGGCUGGGCGGCGUGCCAGGAGUUUGCGUGUUGUGUAUGUGUUUUGUAUCAUCAUAUCCCUUUUCUUUUCCCUUUCUUCCGGCGCGUAUGGGGGUGGCUUUUUACUAUUGUUGUUGUUGACAGCGUUACAAAAGCCCUAAUAAUACUACUCUUGAAUGUAUAUUCUGUACCUUUUUUCCUUUUCUUUUCCUUUUUUUUUUCUUCCUUUUUCCUUUUUCCUUUUUCAGACCCGUGUAUCCGUGGUGGUGGUGGUGCGUCGGGAGUACCGUAUCUGUCGUUACCAUAGCUUGUACAAGUAAUAUCAACUUCAACACUUGGUCCAAAA
Messenger RNA from Tuber melanosporum (Perigord truffle), 2771 nucleotides. RefSeq lists its product as uncharacterized. Bases 575 to 2356 code for a protein of 593 amino acids. The record is from RefSeq and is a predicted model, not a curated record. Gene Ontology annotation, biological process: carbohydrate transport; transmembrane transport. Gene Ontology annotation, molecular function: carbohydrate:proton symporter activity. The transcript is spliced from 6 exons. Gene Ontology annotation, cellular component: membrane. Lineage: Eukaryota; Fungi; Ascomycota; Pezizomycetes; Pezizales; Tuberaceae.